Messenger RNA from Vicia faba (fava bean), 621 nucleotides. The record is from the annotation of a GenBank genome assembly. Lineage: Eukaryota; Viridiplantae; Streptophyta; Magnoliopsida; Fabales; Fabaceae.
AUGGCUUUCAACAAGCUUAGUGCACUCAUUAUAUUGCUUUCUCUUCUUUCUUAUACCAUAUUUUCACAUGCUUGUGAAUCAUGCAACCCAAAACCUAAGCCUAGUCCUCCACCACCUUCGAAAAAUCCUACGCCUUGUCCUCCACCACCUUCAACAACACCUAAGGCCAGUCCUCCUCCCACUCCUUCAACAACACCUAAGGCCAGUCCUCCUCCUACUCCAUCAACAACACCUAAGGCCAGUCCUCCCCCCACUCCAUCAACACCUAAGGCUAGUCCUCCUCCUACUCCAUCAACACCUAUCACUAGUACUCCACCUCCUUCAACAACACCUACGGCUAGUCCUCCUACUCCUUCAACAUCACAAAAAUGUCCUAGUGACACUUUAAAGCUAGGUGUUUGUACUGAUCUUCUUGGACUUGUUAAUGUUGCUCUUGGAUCACCUGCUUCAAGCAAGUGUUGUGCAUUGAUUCAAGGUUUGGCUGAUUUGGAUGCAGCAAUAUGCCUUUGUACUGCUAUUAAGGCUAAUGUUCUUGGUAUCAACUUGAAUGUUCCUGUCACACUCAGUCUUCUACUUAGUGCUUGUCAAAAAUCAGUUCCCUCUGGUUUCCAAUGCUCAUAG